Messenger RNA from Corythoichthys intestinalis (scribbled pipefish), 1935 nucleotides. Its product is annotated as leucine-rich repeat-containing protein 19-like. The coding region runs from base 531 to 1577 and encodes 348 amino acids. The transcript is spliced from 7 exons. The record is from RefSeq and is a predicted model, not a curated record. Gene Ontology annotation, molecular function: signaling receptor activity; protein binding. Gene Ontology annotation, biological process: positive regulation of non-canonical NF-kappaB signal transduction; interleukin-8 production. Gene Ontology annotation, cellular component: plasma membrane. NCBI's taxonomy places the organism in Eukaryota, Metazoa, Chordata, Actinopteri, Syngnathiformes, Syngnathidae.
UCAAGACAUAGAAGAGGUGUCAUUUAACUAGUUGUCAGUCGACAUAUUAUCACAAAUGUUUCAUAAAGGUUGAAAAGUUACCUAGUGUUGGUUUAACCAAAUUUGACCAGGGAAGUCGAUUGAGAUCAGAUUUUCGUUUUACAGUGUCUGAGAGUAAAACGAGGCACAAUAAAAGUAGAGAUGAAAAUAUCCCGUAUAUUGUAACAUGUUUUAAUAUUCCCCUUUGUUUUGCAGCUGAUUUGUACAAUUUCUAGGUUAAAUUAAUCUACUUUGCUUCAUUUCCUUUUUCCCUAGGUUUUCCGUUUAUGAGAGUGUUGGAAGGGUGUGGAGGUGAUAAAAUUAUGUAACAUCACUUGUGGUUGUCCUGCGACAGGAACAAGGAAAUAUGCAAUGACAACUGACUUCAACAAAUAGCUGCACGGUAGAAAAUACCGCAGCAACAAGGGACAAAGGUCCUGGGUUACGCUGGUUGCACCAAAAUUGACGCGUGGAUUCAUCACCUUAGUCCUAACAUAAUAAAAGGAAGGAUUAUGGACUACCCGCAAUUUCUCCAUCUGCUGCGGUUAGUGACUCUUGUCGCAGUAUUAACUAAGAAUAGCUAUGCUGUUGACGUAGAAGAUGUACAAGUUCACAACUUAACUGACAGUUUUCUGAAGGUGAUCCCUACUUGCAGAAGCAACUCGUCUCUUUCUAGUCUUGUGAUUGAGAGGAAUCAGAUUACCCUGUCAGACGAAGACAGAAAAUCUCUGGCCAGUUAUUCCGGACUGGUGGAGCUCCAUCUGGAUGAUAACUAUGUAACCAAUAUACCAUCUCGUUACUUGUCUAUUGUGCCCCAUCUCAAGGUGCUUUCAUUAUCCAGGAACAAAAUCAGCAGUAUACAGCCUGAGUCGCUGUAUGGCCUCCAUGACCUCACAGUGCUUAACCUGUCACACAACCUGCUGACAAGUCUUCCAGCGCAGCUAUUCAGCAAUCUUAAUAAUCUACAGGUGGUAGACCUACAAGACAACCCAUGGAAUUGUUCCUGCCAAUUGCUGAGAAGGAUUGAAGGGAUAAAAGCAGUCAUGACUGGAGGUCCAAAUACUAAAUGUGCUUCACCAGAGCAACAAGCUGGAAUGAAUCUUUCUGAGGCUAUCACUAAGUGCAAUCCAAAAUCCACACCUUCCUCAACCAUGCCCUCUCAAAACCCACUACGUCACACAACAGGGUACACUCAACAACCACAGUUGCCAGCCACUUUGCCCAAAACGAUGCAAACCACCAACCCAAACAACUAUGAACAAAAGCAUGCGUCUGGAAACACUUGGAUUUUCGCAGCGUGUGUUGCGGCCUUGGCACUGACUACAUCCAUUCUCAUCGUGUGUGCCAUCAAAGGCCCCGCCUGGUACAGGCUUUUCCACAACUAUAGACAUAAACGAUUACAGCAAGAGGAAAACCAAGAAGGCAGCACAACCUCGAGCAUCUACUCAGAGACGGGGAGGUACAUGAACCAACUGACGUUCACUUUUGAGCACCAUAGAGCUGAGAGGGAAGAGGAUGUGCAGUACUUUGAGGACCCAUACAUCAAACCAGAGGUGUAGCAUUGACUACUUGACUCUUAGGCUACGUUCAUACUACAGGUCUUAAUGCACGAAUCCGAUUUUUUCGUGUUUUUCCGACUCGAGUGAGGCAUUAACUUGACGGUCUGAACGUGACAAGUCGCAUAGAAAUGGACCAUUUCAAAUCCGAUCUGGGUCACUUUCGUAUGUGGUUCAAAUCUGAUCUGGGCCACAUUUUUCCAGACUGUCGCGGCGGUCUGUACUGUCCAAUCUCUCAAAUCGGAAUUCAUGCAGCAAUUACGUCAUCAAAAAGCGAGAGAGACGCUUAGGUAGCGGUGCAGCUAUGCGUCAUUAGCGCCUAGCUUGCCUUGAACACGGCUUUUUAGGAAGGGUCGGACUU